Brenthis ino (lesser marbled fritillary) is the source of this 3444-nucleotide messenger RNA. NCBI's taxonomy places the organism in Eukaryota, Metazoa, Arthropoda, Insecta, Lepidoptera, Nymphalidae. The record is from the annotation of a GenBank genome assembly.
AUGCAUAUGUGCUAUGAGAGACCCAGCGUGGCCACCGCCCUGAACGGAGGCGUCGGGUACGACAAGUGGGACCGGGGCGGGGGAGGCGGUGCGGGCGGCGCGUGGACGGGCCGUGAGCCGCGCGACGCCCGCGAGCCCCGCGCCGAACCGCGCGACACUCGUGAUCGCGAGCGCGACCGCGAACGCGAGCGGCAGGCACGUGCACACCAAAUGUCAAAUGCUCACGCGGCUGAGCCGGACGCCUCCUCACUCUUCCCGGCACCUUUUAGAGUGACUGGCAAUAGAGAUCGCGUGAGCCAACAGAUCCAAAUCAAACUCGGCGACUACCGGCUCGCGCAGACGCUACUCGACGACCCAAGCAAGUCCAUCGGAAUUUGUGCCGAACCACCAAGUCCUGCUCCAUGUCACCCGUCGCGCCGAGAGAAUGAGUUCAAAAAGCCUACAAAUGCUCUACAAAAUGGCAGAGUACAUCACCGCCCGCCCUAUUAUAACAAGAGCGAAGGACUCAACUCGACGGGUCCGGCUGCGCAUCGACCACCUCCCUUACGGUUACCUAAUGGAAUUCAAUCACAAAAUAACAUCGACAGCAGCCAACCGCCAAUAGAAAGUAUAUUAAAGGAGAUGAAAUCACUCCCAACUCCGGUGUCGGGUAUCGCAGCGACGCCUCGGAAGGAGCUCGAAAACAAAUUCAUAUUUAACCCGUUCACCAAUAAGGUGCAAGAGAAUCCUCAGCUAUCUCAAACAAACAACGAUCUCAAAACACCCCUCACAAAACCCGGGUUGGACAACCGGAUAUCAAACUCAAGGAGUUCUGUGUCGCCUGACGUGGUAAACAAAAGCCUCGGGCUGUCGGAGAGCGAUGACGAGGUCGCAGCCACCACUACUAGGCUAGAGCCCAUCCUAUCCCCGAUCGGUUCGGGUGGCAGUCCGAGUUCCGGUAGCGAGUCAUCCCCAUCCGACUCUGAGUCGGAGUCGUCCUCAGCAGAGUCGACAGGUGGGACUGUGCCCCCACCAGCGGUCGCACAGCCCCCGGCACAGAGACCGUCGUGGAGCCUCUCGAACUUCGCCCCUCCGCCUGCUCACCCGCCUGACCAUGCGGACCUUAGCAAUGUACUGGCUGAUGCGAAAGGGAAACCGAGUCCAAUAUCGGAAUUGUCGGAUUCGGAGGCAUCGUCGCCUUCUCCCGGAGCUCGAAGACGGAGAUCUCUCGCAAACCGCAUUUCAGCCGCGUCAAGUGAAGACGAGGCACCCCGACCGAAUCCGGUUCGAACUCAAACAUCGCCUUCCAUAUCUAUCACAAACAACUCCCAAAGUGGGGUCAAACGUGGUAGACCUCCUAAACCCCGUACGCCAGAAGAGAGACCCGCGAAAAAGAAACGCGGUAGACCUCCAAAGAGAAAUCUCGGGGGGGGCCCGACCCCCGCCCCCGACAGUGAACCGGAACCCGACCCCCCUCAACACCAUCCCCUGCAAGACACAAAGACGCAUAUAUUUAGAAAGGUUUUUACACCAAAAAAGACGGACGAGUGCGGCGGCAAAGGUGGUAAAGGUGGCAAAGGGAAGGGCGGAAAAGGAAAAGGUCAAGUCACAAUCAUCGAAAGCACGGCCCUAGAGUCCAGAGUUGAUGAUGACGAAAGGCGACACAGAGAUCGAUCAGCGGAAAGACGGAAUGAAGAAGCAAUAGCUCGAGUCUCCCCUCCACAGGAGCCUGAAACGUUGACAAGGAAACGGGAAGCUGAACGAAUGGCUUACGAAAGGAUACAGGAGAGAGUCUCGAUCGAACGGCCCGAACGAACGAACGAUCGGAUACCCGACCGAACGGACCGGUUACCCGACAGACGAUCCACCGAUAGACUACCCCCCGAUCGAUUAUCCACAGAUCGAUUGCAAGAACGUUUAUCGAAUGACAGGCUAUCAUCCGAACGAUUAUCGGAUCGAUCGUCGCUAUCGACAAGCGAUAGGCUAUCAUCGGACAGGAAAUCGAGUGAUCGACUCUCCGGCGACAAAAUGCUGAUAGAUCGAAUACCGAGCGAGAAAAUGUCGAUUGACCGCUUAUCGGGCGAGAAACUCGAACGGAUGAGUGAUAAAAUUUCGCACGAAAGACUAUCGAGUGACAAGCUCUCACACGAGCGACUAUCGAGUGACAAACUAUCGCACGAACGGUUGUCGAGUGAUAAGCUCGAGCGGUUAUCAGGUGACAAAUUAUCGAACGAUCGGUUAUCAGGCGAUAAGUUGUCGAUAGAUCGGUUGUCGGGGGAGAAACUACCUUUGGAGCGAGUGGAGAGAAUAGCCCCCGAUCGCUACGUUCGGGCUGAAGCGGACGUUGGUUUUGUACAAUGUCCCGUACAGAAUUCAUUAUUGAAUGGGGGUUCCCGGUCGCGCCGCGUCGCGCUCACCAUCAGCAUCCCGCUGUCGCGCCUGCGCGGCGACACGCUGCGCUCGCUGCAGCGCCCGCGCGGGAAGCCGCCCGCGCCCGCGCCGCCCACGCCGCCCAACGACCACUCGUUGGAGGGCAGCGGCGCCGGGCUGUCGGAGCGGUCGGAGCGCUGCGCGAGCCGCACGCCCAUAUACUACUCCUACUUCGAACGUCUGCCCGCUGAUGCGCUCUCUGAUGAAGAACGGGACCACAAAUACUACCUGGCUGAAGCGAAACGUCUCCGUACGGCCGCGGAGAGAGAACAAGAGCCCCUACCGCGUGUAAUGCUCUACCUAGAGUCGGUUCUGUGCUUCGUCCUCACCGGGCGAGUACUUGAACUGGAACUCGAUACAAAGAAAGCAUUCACGAUCUAUCGAGAGACAAUCGAGUAUAUAAAAUCGAUACACUCGAUGCCUCAACGAUUCCGCGCGUCUCCACAUUCGACUUUCAGCAAGUUGGAUAUACUUAGUCUGCGAGUGCAAGCACUGCUGUACCUGCGAAUGUUCAAAAUGUACAACCGCGAGGUGAGGGAGUACAACAAGAUAGUGCAGGAAUACCAACAGAAGCCGGCGUGCGCAGAAUCCGUGUCGACAGUAUCUGGCGUGUCGGCGUCGUCGGCGCGCUCGGCGUCGCCGCUGUCGCCCUCGCCCUCGCCCGCCGGCUCCGUGGGCUCGGGCUCCGGCUCCGGCUCCUCGGGCUACUGCUCGCUCGCGCACGCGGCCGGCUCGGGCUCCGGCCCCGGCUCGGGCCCCACCUCGGGCUCCGGCCCCGGCUUCUGCACGAUGGCCCACCCGGUGCCCGCGCACGCGCACCACGCCCUGUUGCAGCUAACGAAGUACUACACGUUUCUGUAUGUGGCGCACGAUCUGUGGGAGCAAGCGGACGGAUUGUGCCGGUUGCGGCCUAAUCAAGAUCUAUUCAUCGCGGUGGACCGCAAGUGCGGGCCGCUCACGCUGUUCUCCACGUUCCGCCAUCUCGUGCAGUACGUGCGUCACGCCAUCUCGCUGCUGAAGAACGCGCCGCGCGAG